UACCAAUACAUUGCGUUGUAUACAUUUCAGAGGGUGACAUAUGUGUUGUUGUCAGCGAAUGCAGAUUAAAUAUGCACGAUUUAGGCCGAUGACGUUUCCGACCAACACACUAAAUACCUUCAACAUCCGAGAUUCUCGAAUUUGCAACCCCAUCGCCGCGAGACCAACGCCACCACAAAUAUUUCCGUUUUCUUUAUGAGCAUGAACAUGUCCAGCUAAGGCCCAACUCUCUGAAGCAUGGGUCACUUUUGCCGCAUGGUCCUGCGCUAUUCCCCGCCACCACUCAGCAUCUAAAUAUAUUCCUCUCGACUAGGUUUCCUGCUCUCCCCUCUCCUCCCCUCUACAACAGCUUUCACAACAACCAUGUUCCAGUCAUUUACUGGAAAGGUGCGACGACCACGGCAGGUCAACCUCUCAAACAGGCCAACUAUCCCUUCUACACACUCUUCCGGACGUCAUGGCUCCGCCGGCCAGGGCCCGCAGGCAACCCUCGCCCUCGCUCAGCAGGAACGCCGCCAGCGACGACUAGACAGAGAGCGCUUGCAGGCAAGCCGCAUUCUACAACGGACAUGGAGAGGAUACAAGGCCCGAAAAGCAAUCAAAGAUGCUUGGAGAAUAGAGUGGGAUAAUGUGGAACGAAAUAGAGGCUCCGAUGUCAUCCCCGGUUCGGAUGUAGGAGCCCCAGUGUGGAUGGGUUCGCUGCGGCCCUACACGAAUCCUACGGAUUGCUUGUCUCAACUUAGGAAACUGUUGCGUUUUGUUUCGAUUAAGGAUCAGGAUGACUGGUCCCGGCUAUCAUAUUUUGCAAAAUCUUUCCAAAUGACUCUGGAAGAGGCUCCGGUUCUGCAGCCUGACGGAGAAUGGCCGCUCACACUUGGCCGCCUCGGAGGAGUUGCACUUCAGUUCCUUGCCAUAAUACCCUCGUCGAUACCAUCUCUAUCGUUGGUUAACGAUCUCCUCCAGCUUAUAUCGUUUCUGUCUACCUUGAUACCCACUCAGAUGACUCGACAGGCUGAACAGUAUUAUUCUGCUCUAGCUGCUAUAGCUCUCAACCUCCAGUCCUCCCCAUUGAAUACUAGUCAAACCAGAGACAUGGUGGUGAAAAGCGUACUCGCCCUCCUUCAACCGAUCACAUCGGAAACUCUCGAUGCUUAUGGGUGGUUCGGACGAGUCUUCUUAACAAUUCCGUCUCUUGACCGCCAUCUUGGAGCGCUAGGUGACCUAGCCACUGGGAUAAACUAUAAACUUCUGGCUUCCGCGAUAGAUUCACAUAUCCUACCGUUCGCAGAUUUCUUUCUCCAGUCAACGGAUGUGGACAAACGAUUGUGGCUGCUCUCCUAUUUCAUCUUCUUCCAUCGACACGCUCAGGGUAAUGGUGUGGUCAAGCAGGCUCCAGAGACUUUGUUUGUUAAGGUCGUGUCCGGCCUACUCGGUCCAGUUUCUGGUGACAUAUCUCGUCGGCUUGAUGGCGAGGAAAAGUCCCAGGCUAGGCUUCUUCCUCCGUUCGUUCGAAACCAACUCCUCACCCUAGUCGACCAGCACAGCAUCACACACCUUCUAGGCCAGGCAGCAUCAAGUCGGGUUUCAACUAAGAAAGCUUCUCAGCUACACUUACAGGCGUCGGAUGAUGCAAAAGCCCUAGCAGCCUAUGCGCUAACGCUUUUAAGAGCAUUUCCCAAGAGAGGUGACGAAAUACGCAUGUGGCUUUACUUAGGUUCCGCGAUGGAAACAGGAGUAGAUGGGGGUUCAGCGUCUGGUCGAUUGCCUGCUAUCAAGUACUUUUGGAACGCAUCUAGAUCAACAAAGGUAUUUCUAAAUAUAACGCAAAAGCCGCGCGAUGUCCUGGCAAUGCUUCAAGCAGGCUCUACACUUAGCUCCCAAGGCGCAAGUCCAACAGUCCAACAAAGCAGCGAUCAAGAUCAAGAAUGGACAAUCAUUCUCCUGUUUCUUGAGCUUUAUACUUUUCUUCUCAAAGUUUUGGACGAUGAAGAAUUCUUUUCUGCCACUCCUUCGCUAGGAAGAACUACAAACUCGAAUGCUUCCUGGACACAGGAGAGUGCUUUACCACUUGAUGAUGUUAAGAGUUUGACGCUUUUCUUGAAGAACUUGGCGUUCACACUAUAUUGGAAUGCGGCGGAUUUGACCUCUGCGAAUGUAGAUACCACUGACCCCAGCGGCAUCCGAAAUUACUUCAGUACCCGUUUUACGAAACUAGAGCCGGAAUCCUCAACCCUAAAAUCCAAGAGCGGAACAUUAAUGAGCGUUACUGGCAUACCUCUAGAAUAUUUCAAAGGAUUAGUGACGGGAUUGUUACGCAUGGUACACGAAAGAGACUCGAGGCGGAAAUUUUUGCCUGACGGCCAUUGGCUUAUGGUCGACCGCUUAGAUAUGGAAGGGUUCAUUCCUACGGUCGUCGCUGAGGAGGAAAAUAGAAAUCAGCUCCAAGAUGAUGACGAUGACGAUGAUGACAAUGAGGAGACGCCAGAUGACACAAUGGAUGACGAUUAUGACCACUCCCGGGGCUUGAUAGGGACCGGAAGGGCUCAGCAGCUUCGCCGAAUCGAAGAGCUUAGAAAGCGACAACAGCAAGUCGCACGGAGGAAAGAGCUCGAGGCUGUUGCCCCGCGGCUGGAAAUUUUGAGGAACAUACCAUUUUUCAUACCUUUCGCCACCCGUGUGCAGAUAUUCCGGGAGUUUAUCUUUAGAGACCAAGUUCAGAGAAGAAGGGGGUAUAUCGACCCCGACUCCUGGCGCUUAUCUGUUGCUCAUAGCCUGAUGGGAUUGGGCAGUGACGGUAGGCCCAUAGGACAUGACAUCUUGAACAAGCAUCAUGCGAACAUAAGACGAGAAUCGCUGUUCCAGGACGCGUUCGAACAGUUCUACGAGCUAGGGGACGGUUUGAAGGAACCGAUACAGAUUUCAUUUAUCGACAAAUUUGGCACGCCAGAAGCAGGAAUCGAUGGUGGUGGUGUCACCAAGGAAUUUCUCACGAGCGUGAUUAAUGACGCCUUCAAUCCAUCGGGUGCCUCCAGCCUUUUUAUCGAAAACGAUCAGCACCUAUUGUACCCGAACCCUACACUCAUAGAACAGCGAAAGGCUGAGCUUCGGCGACAGGGAAUUCCCGACAGAAGCGUCACCAUGAAUGCAGAGGUUAAAGAAUUAUUGAAGCGGUACGAGUUUCUAGGUCGUAUCAUCGGGAAAUGUCUUUAUGAGGGGAUUCUGGUGGAUGUCAGCUUCGCGGGGUUCUUUCUUUUGAAAUGGGCCCUGACUGGAGGGACGAGCUCGGCGCGCAAAGAGUCUUCGUAUCGUGCUAAUCUCAAUGACGUGCGGGAUCUCGACGAAAGCCUAUACCAGGGACUGCUCCAACUAAAAAACUACCCUGGAGACGUCGAAGACUUCUCUCUAAACUUCACUCUCACAGAUACUAUAGACAUUCCCAUUGAAAAACCUGACGGCACCACCGAGACAAUCACAGAAAGCAUAACCAGAGACCUAAAGCCACACGGCUCCGAGAUCCCUGUGACAAACCAAAACCGACUCGUCUACAUCUCCUACAUCGCCCGCCACCGUCUCCAAGCACAGCCCUACCAACAAACCAACGCCUUCCUCCAGGGCCUCGGCACCAUCAUCCAGCCCUCCUGGCUAUCCAUGUUCAACCAGUCCGAACUCCAAACCCUCAUCGGCGGAGACGCGGGGGAGAUCGACGUGGCCGACCUACGGCGUAACACCGUCUACAGCGGCGUCUACGUGAUCGGCGACGAUAACCAGGAACACCCCACAAUCAAACUAUUUUGGGAAGUGCUACACGCGAUGACGAACGCAGACAGGCAGAAGGUGCUCAAGUUCGUGACGUCGACGCCCCGCGCACCGUUGUUGGGAUUCAGCCAUUUGAAUCCGCGGUUUAGCAUACGCGAUUCGAGCGCGGAUGAGGAGCGCUUACCCAGCACGAGUACGUGUGCGAAUUUGCUGAAGUUACCGCGGUAUACGCGGCGGGAUACAUUGAGGGAGAAACUGAUGUAUGCGAUUAAUGCGGGGGCUGGGUUUGAUUUGAGUUAAGCUGAACAACUGAGGUGGAGGGUUGUAGUUUUGGGUCCCAUUUUACUUUUCUUUCCUUUCAUUUUCUUUCGCCAUAUAUACUGGGGGUAAUCGUUCUGCGAAGUGCAUUUGGGCUUUCAUUUCAUUUCAAUUUUUAGUCCUUCCCCCUGACGGCAUUAUUAGACAUCAGACUAGCACGAGAGACUAGUGACUAGUUAGUGGCGAUUUUGCUGAAGGCUAUUUGUAGUUAAACGCAAUUAUUUAAUUUUUUUCCCCCGCUAUAAUGACAGAGGAGCUGAUUCCUUUCUUCCUCCACUUUUCAUUUUCUCCUGCAUUUGCUGCCCCACACAGCGACUUCCUCUCCCCUGGUUCUGAUAGACAGACAUCAAACAUCAAGCAUCGGACAGUACACUAUUUUCCUAUUUCUUGAGCUCCCCCCCUUUCCCCCUCCUCCUCCCCUUUUUCAAAUGAAUUCAUCAACGGUUGGUUAAGUCAGCCAGGACAAUACACCAUUAACCUUUGGACUGAGGUGUUCCAAAUUUCAGGCCGGGGCUACCAGUGUUCCACUAUUUCCGUCAAACUAGCUACAGAUGACAUAAAUUAUUAAAUGUACAGUACAUACAUGUACAAACGCAGGGUCAUAAGGCAGGUGGUGGUGGGUGUGAUACUUAAUAGAAUUAGGGUUAACUACAUACCAAGUUACAGAGUCAAUGAGAGUUUGACAUCUCUGGAGAGAGCAACCAAUAAGAUGACUCCACCACCCGCGCUACUUUGAGCCUCCUUAUUCACGUGAUAUUAAACUCUAUUUUGCUAUACCACAUGGCAAG
Molecule: messenger RNA, 4862 nt
Organism: Blastomyces dermatitidis ER-3
Lineage: Eukaryota; Fungi; Ascomycota; Eurotiomycetes; Onygenales; Ajellomycetaceae
Product: ubiquitin-protein ligase E3 C
Exons: 3
Coding region: 364-4056 (1230 amino acids)
Biological process (GO): protein polyubiquitination; ubiquitin-dependent protein catabolic process
Molecular function (GO): protein binding; ubiquitin protein ligase activity
Source: RefSeq, a predicted model, not a curated record